Messenger RNA from Mycotypha africana, 567 nucleotides. RefSeq lists its product as uncharacterized. The record is from RefSeq and is a predicted model, not a curated record. NCBI's taxonomy places the organism in Eukaryota, Fungi, Mucoromycota, Mucoromycetes, Mucorales, Mycotyphaceae. The transcript is spliced from 2 exons. The coding region runs from base 1 to 567 and encodes 188 amino acids.
AUGAGUUUAAUUGCAUGGAUCACAAAAGGUAGCAAUAACUGUUCCCGCAUACUGGUGACAGCAGUCGUGUUUCUAGUUACUGCUGCUGUUGUCAAUGCGCGUCCUUCCUCCCACUACUCUGCUCAAAAACGUGGUACAGGUGUCAAGUUUUAUGUUCUUUCAGAAUCAGAUUUCUGCUCAUAUCUGCCAAAAGAACCAGGGCAGCUCAUAUCUGAAUCUGAGGAUGAUGCGACAGCCUUUUGUACGGUUUCCCAUGAUGAUCAAACAGAGACCUUUCCUGAAGGUUUCAUAAAGUCCGCGCAUUUUUAUCAAACAAGUUCAUUUGUUCAAGUCACAGGCCAAAUAGACCAUACUGCAUAUGAUAUCCAGACAGGCGACGGAGGAGGCCAAUAUGAUCAGAAGAAUUUACCUAAUGCUGUCUGCAAUGACAAUCUCAAGUACUGGGUAAAUGUAAUAGAGCCGGAUAGCGAUAGAUUUUGUAUAAGGUGCUGUGAAAAGAAGGAAGAUUGUAACAUUGGUAUUUCAACCUACGGAUGUGAAAGAAUAGUUCCUGGAGACUAUGACUAG